AAACCCUUUCCUCACUGAAACCCCGUCGAGCGUCGAGCCCUUCUUCUUCCAGCUAUGGCCGCCGUCACUCCAGUCGAAUCCCCCGACGAAAUUGCCCUCGAUGCUUUUCCAUUCCUCCGCAUCUACAAGAGCGGCCGCGUCGAGCGUUUCCUCGGCACCGGCGUCGUUCCCGCCGGUGUCGACUCCGCCACCGGCGUCGUCUCCAAGGACGUUCUCGUCGAUCCCGCCACCAACCUCUCCGCUCGCCUUUACCUCCCGGGCCACCCCCAGCCCGACCGCACGCUCCCUGUCCUCGUCUACUUUCAUGGCGGCGGCUUCGUCAUCGAGAGCGCCGCCUCGCCUACCUACCACAACUACCUCAACGCCCUCGUUGCCGCUGCGGGCGUGGUCGCCGUGUCCGUCGAGUACCGCCGUGCGCCCGAGUGCCCACUGCCGGCCGCGUACGAUGACUGCUUCGCGGCGCUGCGGUGGGUCGCGUCGCGGCCGGCGGAGGAGCCGUGGCUGGCGGAGGGGCGGGCGGAUCUGGGGCGGCUGUUCCUGGCCGGCGACAGCGCCGGGGCCAACAUCGUCCACCACGCGGCGCUGCGCGCGGCGGCGGAGGGGCUGGGGCGGGAUGAAGCGGCGAUCGAGGGUUUGCUGCUGAUUCACCCUUUCUUUUGGGGAUCGGAGCCGAUCGGGUCGGAAUCUAGGGCUUCGGCGGACAGAGAGAUGAUAGAUAAACUGUGGCAGUUGGCGUCUCCGGGGACCGACGGGGUGGACGAUCCGCUAAUCAACCCGGCGGCGAAGGGGGCGGCCAGCCUGGUGGCGCUUCCAGGCCGCCGGGUGGUAGUGGCGGUGGCAGAGAAGGACAUGCUGAAGGACAGGGGGCGGGCGUACCACGAACUGCUGAGGCAGAGCGGCUGGAAGGGGGAAGCGCGGCUGGAGGAGGCAGAAGGCCCGGACGCCUCCCAUGUCUUCCACCUCAUCAACCCCGCCUGCGAUAUUUCGGCGAACAUGUUGAAGACCGUCGCCGCCUUUCUCAACUCCGGCGAGUAGAGGAAACAGGUAUCCGUAGCUUUAAGAUUCGCACAGAACACAGAUCCGUUGCUUUGAGAGCCGUAAAAGAACCUAGAUUUCAUGCUUUUAAUCUUUUAAUUAAGCAGUGCAAUAUCUAUUUUAAUCUCCCCGAAACAGAUUUCAAUAAAUUUACAUUUAAAAUAUUAUUAUUAUUAUUAA
Zingiber officinale is the source of this 1215-nucleotide messenger RNA. RefSeq names its product tuliposide A-converting enzyme 1, chloroplastic-like. Bases 55 to 1035 code for a protein of 326 amino acids. The record is from RefSeq and is a predicted model, not a curated record. Gene Ontology annotation, molecular function: hydrolase activity. The transcript has a single exon. NCBI's taxonomy places the organism in Eukaryota, Viridiplantae, Streptophyta, Magnoliopsida, Zingiberales, Zingiberaceae.